Messenger RNA from Sciurus carolinensis (gray squirrel), 1056 nucleotides. Its product is annotated as prolyl-tRNA synthetase associated domain-containing protein 1. NCBI's taxonomy places the organism in Eukaryota, Metazoa, Chordata, Mammalia, Rodentia, Sciuridae. Bases 148 to 663 code for a protein of 171 amino acids. Gene Ontology annotation, molecular function: aminoacyl-tRNA deacylase activity. The record is from RefSeq and is a predicted model, not a curated record. The transcript has 2 exons.
CGUCCCGGCGCGGGCGGCGCCGGCCCGCGGAGGAGCGGCAGGACGGCGCGGCCCCGCCUCCGGAAGGCACCGGUACUGCGCUUCCAGUUCGGCUGCCAUCCCUCCAGCACUUCCGGAUGCACUUCAGGAUGUCGGCGUGGCGGCGGAAUGGCGGGCUCUGAGUUGCGUGGGGCGCUGGAGCAACGGCUCGGCGCCCUUGCCAUCCGCACGGAGGUCGUCGAGCACCCCGAGGUGUUUACAGUUGAAGAAAUGAUGCCUCAUAUCCAGCAUUUGAAAGGAGCACAUAGUAAAAACCUAUUUCUUAAAGACAAAAAGAAAAAAAACUAUUGGCUGGUGACAGUUCUUCAUGAUAGACAAAUUAAUUUAAAUGAUCUUGCCAAAAAGUUAGGUGUUGGGAGUGGAGGUCUGCGAUUUGCUGAUGAAACAGUCAUGCUAGAAAAACUGAAAGUUGGUCAAGGUUGUGCCACACCUCUGGCACUCUUCUGUGAUGAUGGAGAUGUAAAAUUUGUUCUGGAUUCUGCUUUUCUGGAGGGUGGACAUGAAAAGGUAUACUUUCAUCCAAUGACCAAUGCUGCAACCAUGGGAUUGAGCCCUGAAGACUUCCUCAGAUUUGUGAAGAUGACAGGACAUGAUCCCAUAAUACUAAAUUUUGAUAAAAAUUAAUGUUCAGAAUAAUUGUAUUUCUGAAAGCUUUCUUGUAAUUUUAUUUUUUUAAAAAGAUAUUUACAUUACUGUAAGAUUUAUUGACUCUCUUAAGAAUUCAGGCCUAGAAGAAAAUGUGCCUGGGUGGUGAAAGUAAGGACAUCAAGUUUUUAUUUUAUUUUUGGUAUACCCUAUUUUAUCUCCCCCCACUUUUUUUCCUGGUAAUUUUCAAAAGAACUGAAAGUGGGUACUAGGAUGAGGGAACAGAGAAGAGAAAGGGAAGAUAUGGGAGGGGAAAAAAUGACCAUAUCAUAUAGUUAAAUUGCAUGUAUGUACAAAUAUAUAACAAUUCACUAUUCUAUAUUUAUAAUAUACUAAUAAAAAAAUGAAAGUGGUAGUAGUAUCUUUGGUGCU